Molecule: messenger RNA, 836 nt
Organism: Danio aesculapii
Lineage: Eukaryota; Metazoa; Chordata; Actinopteri; Cypriniformes; Danionidae
Product: cytochrome c oxidase assembly factor 8
Exons: 5
Coding region: 191-811 (206 amino acids)
Biological process (GO): intrinsic apoptotic signaling pathway
Cellular component (GO): mitochondrion
Source: RefSeq, a predicted model, not a curated record
UUCUAAUUUUAUUAGUUUUUCACCCUCAGAAAACAAUUACAAAUCCUCAAUUUGUACGAAGUGCUAAUACAUUAGCGAUGUAAGGGACUUUUAAUUUAAAAACAUCCACCAUGUUAAAAAUGCACUAACAGAUCCAUGCUGUACAGCGAAAGAAAUCGCAUUUAUUAUAUUUGGUCAAGGUCGAUGAGUAAUGAUGAAUGUAGUAACAGCUCGUUUUUUAAAAUUUAGAUCUUUGCGUCCGUGUUAUACAAAUAUUAAUUUCUCAUUGAGGAGCCCUUGUCGAGGUCAUCGGGAAAGCACAAGCCAAGCACCAAAACAUGCCAAACAAGCAGGGAGGUCUGGAUUCAGUCCUGCUGCCUCAUCUAUAUAUGAUUGGAUUGGUCCACCAGACAGGCUGUCAAACCUCAGACUGAUCAUAUAUCACAUCCCAGAGAAUGAGACUCCUUUGGAGAGGGAGUUAAGGCAUCUGAGACAGGAAACUGAGGACUGGAACCAUGAGUUCUGGACCAACCAGAACUUCACAUUUAAUAAGGAAAAAGGAGAAUAUAUACAAUCACAGCUGUCCGCAAAAGGGUUGUCAGAGAGAGAUGAUGAUGGAAGGAAAAGGACUUUAAGCAGUGAGGAAAUGGCAGUGUUCUACAAACACUUCUUAGACAAAAACAUUACAAGGCAUGCCAAUUACAACAGGAAAUGGUAUCGAAGGAACUUCACCAUUACAUUUCUGAUGGCGAGAGUAACUCUGCACAACAUGUGGAGGACACUUACUGGACAGACAAGGGGAACUGUAAGAGAGAAAGGCAAAACUAUGUGAAAUGCAAAUAAAGUCUUUGAAUUAA